AUGGCGGCAACGAUGGGCAUGCUGGCCAUCCCGCUGGAGCUGGUCCACGGGAUCCAGCUUACCGGUAACCGCACCAGUCUGGUCCUCCGCCUCGACUCGUUGUCGUUCGCUGCCUCGUCGCUGCUGGUCACCGACCUCGAGCUCGAGCUCGAGAUGCGGGCUGACGGACAUUGGCUGCUGGCAACGCAACAGCUGGCCCGGGUGGUGCAGGGGACAGCCAACUCCGCCCCGCUGCUGCGGGCACCGGCCUCGAUGGAUGACGUGCGGCGAAAGCAGGAGAUCAAGGACAGCCGGAUGAAGAUCCUUGUGGGCUCGUUCUUCCUUGUCGCCUUUGCCAUUGCCCUUCUCGUCAUUGCGUCCAAGAUCUGCAGCUCGUUCCGCAACACCGACAUCAACUCGUGCGCGGCCGAUCCACAGCUCAAGACCCUUGCUACCAUUGUGCAAGUCAUCGGUGGUUGGCAUCUGGCACUGGCGGCCAGCGGAGGUGCCGGCGCUGGCUUGCAGUCGCGGUCGCUGCUCAUGAUCUUCCGGAUUCUCCUUGGCAUGACGCUGGUUGUGGACAUGAUCGUCGGAGCCGUCAUUCUCGCCGCAGGCGUCAACGGGACCGUGGUAGCCAUUGUGCUCGUCAUGCUCUUCCUCAUCCCGCUGGGCGGUUACGGCUCUUGCUUCUGCUGCGCUGGCUCCAUGUCCCAAGGCAUUCGGUACUUUGAAGAGGCUCAGAUGGCUAGCCGAGGCAUCAACAGCUGA
Thecamonas trahens ATCC 50062 is the source of this 747-nucleotide messenger RNA. RefSeq lists its product as uncharacterized. The record is from RefSeq and is a predicted model, not a curated record. The transcript is spliced from 3 exons. Bases 1 to 747 code for a protein of 248 amino acids. NCBI's taxonomy places the organism in Eukaryota, Apusomonadida, Apusomonadidae.